UAGAUCUCAGUUUGCAGAUGACAUCGAUCUCUUUAUGGGCCCAAAACUUCAAAACCAAUUCUUCUGAUUGAUCAAAUUUACAGGAAACAUGCUUCCCAAGAUCUAAAUAAAGCUUUCCUUUCAUUUGACAUCUUUAAAAGCGGAUCAAGGAGAUUUUUUGGUCGAGUCUUGCACUGGAAGUGUCGAAUUCGCAGUCAAUUCUGAUGGCAACCUCCAUUGGUUGUAAUGGGAGAGGCCCAAUCAGCCGUCUAGCCAAUCAGCUCGCAGCAUGUCAACAGGCUGCCCGAUUGACUGCUUUGCCAUCCAAUCAGGCUCUUGCCCGUUGCUAUUCCACAAAAGACAGGCCCACUGGCAAACCGGAUUUGUCAGAGAAGCAACUGACCAAGCGAUUUGUUGACUGGCAGAAAAUCCAUGUGGUUGCGGGUAACGGCGGCAAUGGUAGCAUCUCCCUGAGACGAGAGGCGCACAAAGAGUUUGGCGGGCCAGACGGAGGAGAUGGCGGGCAUGGGGGCCAUGUCAUCCUUGAAGCUGAUCAGUGCAUAAAAUCACUGGAGCCCGUGAACCGUCAUUACAGAGCAGAACACGGGGAACCAGGCAGAAAGAACAAUUCGACAGGAAGAAAUGGUGGCCAUACCAUAAUCAGAGUUCCAAUAGGAACCAUCAUCAAAGAAGGCAAAACGAUGAUUGCAGAUCUAGACUCGGAGGGAGACCAGUUUAUCCUUGCCCGUGGAGGACAAGGUGGGAGGGGGAACCGAUCCUUUGCCACACCAUUCAAUAGGACUCCCCGAAUCGCUGAACGAGGCACGCUAGGCCAGGAGUUACUUGUUACACUGGAGCUCCGGAUGAUGGCGCAUGCUGGACUGAUUGGGUUUCCAAACGCCGGCAAGUCGACUCUUUUGCGGGCUCUGUCCCGAGCCAGGCCAGCAGUGGCUGCCUACCCCUUCACAACCCUUAACCCUCAUGUAGGGAUGGUGCAGUACAGUGAUCUGGAACAAGUCGCAGUUGCUGAUUUGCCCGGGCUGAUCCGUGGAGCUCAUCUCAACCGAGGCCUGGGACACUCCUUCCUUAGACACAUCGAGCGCUGUCGCUGCCUGCUGUACGUCCUGGACCUCUCAGCCAAGGAGCCUUGGACCCAGCUCUGGGACCUGCAGUACGAGCUGGAGCAGUACCGGGAGGGUUUGUCACAGAGACCCCACGCUGUGGUGGCCAACAAGAUUGACCUGCCUGAGGCGGCAGAAAACCUGAGGCUGCUUUGCGAGAAUGUGGAGCUGCCCGUCAUCGACAUCUCGGCGCACUACCUGACCAACAUCGACAAGCUGAAGGGGCAUCUGAGGGAACUGUACGACAAGGACAUGAAGGGUAAACUGAUGCCAAAGGUGGUCAGAGAAGAGAACAAACGAAUUUUAUGAUAGAGAAGACAAGGCUGAUGCAAGGUUAUCAAAGGAUUCUAUAUCCCCACUCUAUCUCUAUCUACUUUUUCACUUACUCAUGUCCCAACAGAAGAAAAGGAAAAACCAUGUCUAAUGGCAAACUUAAGCUUUUUCUGUAACCACUUGCCUCCGGAGAUCCUGGUACCAGGUACCUUGAGUUUGUACACAUAGCUGGGGUAACCGAAAUCGGACAAAGGAGCUGGGCCUUGUAACCAAAAAACGUACUUGGAAUAAAGGACUGAGCUGCUCGGAAUUGCCAACAUUUUUCAGCUGGUAUUAGUGGAGGUAAUACAUCAUUGUUUUGAAACAGUAUACCACUGUUUGCGGCAUUCAGCGCCCGCGGAUUAUCAGCGGGGUAAAAGUGCACCAGCACACCAGGGAUGACUGAUACAGUAUCGCUGCAUGCUUAUCUGGCCACAUUUGUAAAGACACCACUGCUGUUCAGCAACGCACUGGGCCAAUUUUGGGAACAAAGGAAAUGAUGUGACACCUCACAAUUCUAGGCCCUCUUUACUCGGUGGCUGGCCUGACUGCAAUACUGGGGCGUCAAUGGAGGUUGCCUGUCAGAUUAGAGUAGCCACCAGACAGUCAUUCUUGUGGGUGUAAACGUCCAGUAAAUG
Messenger RNA from Acanthaster planci (crown-of-thorns starfish), 2050 nucleotides. RefSeq names its product mitochondrial ribosome-associated GTPase 2-like. Lineage: Eukaryota; Metazoa; Echinodermata; Asteroidea; Valvatida; Acanthasteridae. Gene Ontology annotation, molecular function: magnesium ion binding; GTP binding; GTPase activity. The record is from RefSeq and is a predicted model, not a curated record. Gene Ontology annotation, cellular component: mitochondrion.